Dacryopinax primogenitus is the source of this 1245-nucleotide messenger RNA. RefSeq lists its product as uncharacterized. The transcript has 4 exons. The coding region runs from base 1 to 1245 and encodes 414 amino acids. Lineage: Eukaryota; Fungi; Basidiomycota; Dacrymycetes; Dacrymycetales; Dacrymycetaceae. The record is from RefSeq and is a predicted model, not a curated record.
AUGUCUGGCCGUAGGAAACUGCGAAUCAGGGAACGGCGAGCUCCGCUGGUCCCCAACUUUUCCGCUGAAGGGAGGAAGAGCUCGAUCCUCUUGGACGAGCCGAAUCCUAUACUCAACCCCGAGCUUUUUCGGAUCACGAAAGGAACACACAACGCCUUUGAUGGGAUUGAUCUGGAGAAGACUGGACUGCCUGAAGAAAAGACUGCAGAUCUGUCAGCUCUGUUGCAGGAAGAUACAUUUGACCAGGACCCUUUUCUGAAGAUGCUUUCUUCGCCACUCCGGAGAGAAACCAUAUCUUCCCGAUAUCUUCCUACGGACUUCAUGAUCCGGCUUCGUCUCGCGCGCCCAGCAAGCAUGGAGAACCUGCUAUAUUGGUAUCCCGUAUCUUCCAGUUAUGACCGCGCAACCCAGGAUGAAUCGGUAGGCGGGAGCUGGUACAUCGUCUGCUGGAAAGAAGCCAUGGACUUCUUCCGGCUCAGACAUGGGAAGAAACCCCCGAUGGCUGUACCGGAAAGCGCACGAGCACAUCGGUUUCUCUCGGAACAGGUGUAUGAGACCCUCCAACUGGCUGUACUUGAAGAACUCGAAGAGCUCAGGAAGAGGAUCGGGAACCCCUCUGAUACGUACCGACCUCUUGUCCGCCGGUUGACGAGGAACGAGCUACGAGCACUCCGGAAUGGCGAAAAGGUCGACCUUCCUGAUGCAGCAGCUGUCAUCAUGGCCGCCAAGGUGAACCCCCGCAAUAAGGCUUUGGCACAGGCGGACGAGUCGGCCCCAAGUACGUCCCACGAGCCGGCUGUGAGCAUAGAGACACAACGACCAAAACUGCCUGUGGCGACCAUGGUCUAUACUUCCCCUGAUAUUGGCCUUCCAAGGCGGCCGGUGCCUAUCUGCAACAGUAUUAUUUUAUUUCCUGAAGUUGACAAGCGGCAAGAACUGCUAUCUCUACUCGGUAACAUCCUCAAAAUCGAACGCAACGCGAAGGGUCGUGCGGGCGAUGCGCCCUCCUCGGGGAAACAGAGCGACGAGGGGGAGAAGGCAUCUCACGCGUAUCUUAUCAACCUGGAUCGGAGUGCUUCGAGGCGGGCGAGCACAGUGCCCCUUCUUAUCGCAUUAUGGAGGAUGCGUCUGUGGCAUGGACAAGGAUGGACGGUGGACGGAAGCGGGUCACUUCGGCCUCAGCAAAGUGACGAGAGUGCGCUGGGCGAAGAUAAAAGCGGGAAUGGGAGCAAUGUAACCGACUGA